Messenger RNA from Lithohypha guttulata, 6234 nucleotides. RefSeq lists its product as uncharacterized. Gene Ontology annotation, molecular function: phospholipid binding; tubulin binding. Bases 1 to 6234 code for a protein of 2077 amino acids. Gene Ontology annotation, biological process: maintenance of protein location in cell cortex; microtubule cytoskeleton organization. NCBI's taxonomy places the organism in Eukaryota, Fungi, Ascomycota, Eurotiomycetes, Chaetothyriales, Trichomeriaceae. Gene Ontology annotation, cellular component: cell cortex; mitochondrion. The record is from RefSeq and is a predicted model, not a curated record. The transcript is spliced from 2 exons.
AUGGCAGCUCCAAUACUGAAUCACACGCCAGCUACGCCGAGUCGGUCUAAUGGCACCAACGGCCACGGUGAAGACGAUAUCUUUUCCGACGUUGAUACUGCUUCAAGUCAGCCCUACCACCACCGUUUCUCUUCGCGGUUUGACCCGGAACCUCUAGAGCUAUCGAGCGCCGCCUCUCCCUCACAGCUGAAGAGAACCAUAGAGGCACACCUACAGGAAACCGAUCGCCGUUUACAAGACACUCAGCAGCUCGGCACUGCCCUGCUCAAGCAAAGGGACGACCUGACUAGCAGAUUAGAAGAGGUUGACCAACUUCAAGAUGAAGCUACGAUCCCAACAGACCUACGCAGGAGGCUGGUCGAUAUCGAGAGGGAGCAUGCAGACGUGAACAGGGAAGUCGCAAGAGCCCUGAUAGGCCCCAAACCAAAGCAAGACGAGGCCUACUCCAGCGACUCCGGUGUCUUUUCCAGCCAAGCUACUGCUUCGCCUACUAAAGUCAGUGCUCCCAGCCGACGACACAGGAACCAGCCUUCCACCCGCGCUGGCGAUCUCCAGUUCGCUGCCGACAUCAGCACCUCCCUUCUCGCCCAGGUUCGCCAGUUACAAUCAGUCGUAGUCGACCGAGACGAUGCCCUCAAGCGUCUACAAGCCGAAAGAGAAGCUCUUGAGCAGGAUAUGUUAGGCUAUACUCAGAAAAUCCGAGCUUUGGAUGAGAGUGAACAAAAGUACAAGGAUGAAAAUUGGAACUUGGAAACGGAGCGACAUCAUCUGCAGACUGCUGCAAGAGACGCUAAUGACAAAGAAAAGCGUCUCAAUGCUGGCCUCAACUCAGCUCUGGCCGAGAAAUCGAAGCUGCAGAACGACCUUGACGAGCUCAGACUGGCCCACUCCAAGCUCUCCGAGGAGCAUAUCGCCACUCGAAAAGCUCAUGACACUGAAAUACACGGUCUUAAAAGGAGCGCCGAUGCUACUGCAACCGACCGUCAGUCCUUACAAGACAAAGUCGAUGAGCUUGUCGCCCAAAAUCAAGAGCUGGCCAAGGCUGUUGCAACCCGUGCCCGCACCAGACACAUCAGUCCCAACCAGGCUUUUCUUGACCUUCCAGAAGAGGCCCCUGAGAGCAUGGACUCUCCCGAUGACUCUCCGCCUCCAUCUCCCACCAAGGCUACACCUCGCCAUGGUGGUCUGGAAUCCGAAACUCUCAAAAGUUCUCUGACCCACGCCCACAGGAUGAUCCAGAACCUGAAGAACAAUAUCCACCGUGAGAAAACCGAGAAAAUUGAACUCAAGCGUAUGCUUCAGGAUGCUCGUGAUGAGUUAGAGCAUCGUAGAGGAGGAGAUGCUGGUAGCGCCGCCAAGCGUCAGAAGACGAAGAGUGAGGUCUUUAAGAAGCCUUUGCGUCCAGACAUGCUUGGAGGCACCCGGAGACCACGAACAGACAUAGAGUUGACCGAUGAUGAUUGGGAGGAUCAUGGCUAUGACAGCCCCAGUCAUGCACGACCUACCAUGUUACGUGGUAACAACCAACCCCUGACAGAUCUUAGUGAUGCCUAUCAGACCGCCAAUGAUACCGAGGGUACUUUUGAUACCGCCGACGAGCGUAAUACGACCGAGAGCGAAGCGUUCAUGACUGGUGUUGAAAGCUUGGCGGGCGACAGCACUGACGAGCUCACCGAGACAGAAGAAACAGCCUCAGCGACUGGCAGACAAGCCCCAGGUAGGGUAGCUCGUUCUUCAAGGCAGCUUGCCCACUCAAGUAACCUCUCGACGCCUGAAGACGAACUCGAAGAUAUGCAGACUCCUGUACAGCCCUCAUUCACCAAGUUCAAGCUCCGGAGUACCAGAACAUCGUUCGGCAAACAGUCUGCACAGGACACGCCGGGCAGCACUCCCCGUUCCGUUAGUCUCUCAGAGGACUCGCCGGCCACCAUCACCACAAGCCAAAGUCCUCCUACAGGUGAGCAGAGCUUGUUUGCCGAGCUUGGUGGCCUGGAUGAGAUCGAUAGUCAGAACAGUACUCCAGCUCGCUCUUCGACCAUGUCCUCCACGCAUUCAACCCCUGGACACCCAUACACUCCUUCUAAAUCUGCUACUACGACCCAACAUUCGACUGCCAAACCUAUCAUGGUCAACUCGUCAACCAUGACAGACAAUUGGGAAGGUCAGACCUCCAAUCAACCAAUUGCAUCAUCUUCGGACAAGGCUUUAAUUGCGUCCGCAUUUCCGCUUCCACCGAGCGUGCCUACGUCGCCAGUCAAGAAGUCCGACAACGGCACUCAGUACACACCUCAACGCAGCACACUGGAGUCACCAAUUCGUCCGAUGAGCAGUCAUAUCACACCUCCAAAGACAAUGUGGGAUGCUGCUCACGAAACACCCGAGUCUGCUACAACCAACGUGGAAGAUGGAGGCGUCUCUCCGAGUCAUCUCGGCUUCAGUGGUGUGCUCUCACAGGAUAGUAUUCCAAUGCAGUCACCGUCACGAAAUACCACCGAAACUCAAAGAAAGCUCACGAGCCUGCAAGCAGACAUCUCAAGCCGAGAGGCCGAGCUCGAAGCAAUGAAAAUAAAUCAUGCUACCACUUUGACCUCUAUGCAACAACAACUUAGCGAGCUGAGGUCUUUGCACAAUACAGAGCUGGCAGAUUCGAGGAGUCGCAAUUUGAAAGACCGUGAUGAGAUCGAUCGUCUGACAGCCGAGCUCGAGCAUGUGCGAGAGGAGCAAGCUUCCAUGAUUGCCACCAUGCAAUAUGAGACUGACCGACUGAAGAUGUCGCACACUACAAAGGUCGAUGACCUGGAAAGACGCGUGUCGGCACACGAGGGUAAAUUGAGAAGCAAGGAGGCAGAGAUGGAAGAUAUGCGUCUACAUCAUGCUUCACAGAUUGAGGUUCAUCAGAACGACCUUGACCAGUUACGUGGCAUCCAGGCAUCGGAAGUGAAGAGGCUCAAUGAUGAGAUCUUCAGCCACCAACGCAACCUAGCUGAUAGACAGACUGAACUCGACACACAUCGUGCAGACCACGUGACAGCUCUGGCAGCUAGUGCUGCUCAACUCGAAGCUCUCAAAAGUGCUCAUGCGGCACAGCUCCAAUUUGUCAACAGUCAGCUUACGGACCAUCGCGAAGAGCUUACUUCGAAGCAAAGCGAGAUUGAGACACUGCGUAAUGAACAUAGUGCAGCCAUGGCCACUAGCAGUAAUGAGCUCGAGGCUCUCCGCGAUUCACAUGCUUCCCAAACAAGAGAACUAAAUGAACAACUAGGUAGCCAUCGUGAGUUGCUCGAUGCCAAAGUUGCCGAAUUGGAGAAGCUACGCACUGGCCACGCCACAGCUUUCAGCCUGAAACAGGCAGAAUUGGACACUGUUCAAGCCAGCCAUGCAGCAGAAGUCGAGAAGCUUAAGAUGCUGAUUGCUGGUCACGAUGAAGAUGCUGGACGAAAGCGAAUAGAAAUCGAACAACUUCGAAACACACAUAGUCAAGAGCUUGAAAAGCUGAAGACCCAACUAUCUGGACGUGGCUUGGAGAUUGGCAGUAAACAGACUGAACUGGAAACACUACGGUCCAUCCACGAUGUCGAACUACAAAACCUGCACAGGCAGGCAACAAGCCAGACCGACGAACUGGCAAAUGAGAAAUCUAAGCUUGACGCAUUGCAAAACUCUCAUGCACAAGAAGUUGAGAGGCUAAGGGCACAAAUGACGGACCAGAACCAUCAGCUUGAACGUGAAAAAUCCGAACUCGAGACUGUUAAUGUAGCCCACAAUCAGGAACUGGGGAGACUCGACCGGCAGCGUUCUAUUCAAACGAAAGACUUGGAUAGCAAAGAGCGCGAGAUUGCCAGGCUGAACAACCAGAUCUUGACUGACACAGAAACCAGUGCAACUUUGCAGGCCAAGCUAGUUACCCUGGACAAGCAGGCUACCACGUAUCGUGAAGAUCUCGAGAAGCAGCAAGCAGAAACCACCUUGUUGAAGACACAAGUCGCUGACCUCAACAACGAUUUAGCCGGUAGACUGGCGGACAUCGAAACCAUUCAAAGGGCUCAUUCGGUAGAGACUCAAGCUCUCGAGAAACAGAUUGUGUCGGGCCAAGAAGCUCUGCUCGCCAAGCAAUAUGAAUAUAGCUCGACACAAGCAGAUCAAGCCAGAGAACUCGAGCAACUCCGAGCUCAGGUAGAUGCAAACAAUGAGGUGCUCAUCAGCCUACAAAACAAGCACGCGGACGAGCUGCGCUCGCUGCAAGAUCGGCUUGUUGGCAAGAACGAGGAAAUUGAACGAUUGCGAGGUGAAUUAGCAACCCUGCAAGCUCGCUUUGCGCAAUUGCCAGGCUAUUCUGGCAUUCUUUCGCAGGAAACACAGCCAGUAUCUCCAGAUAGAGCUUUCAGACCACUCCCUUCUACAAACAAUCGAUCAAUAUCGCCCGAGAGACCUAGGACUGCCGAGAGAGUGGUCAAUGUGGAAACAGGGAAAGCUCAGCCGGUCCACGUGUACGAAGAUGCUACGAGUGCUCCUGUCCACUACCAGAUCACGACACGACCUCUUGCCGAUGCCUCAGCAAGCCGGACAAACCAGCAAGACGAUGUGUUUGGUGGUCCAUUGGUUCGACCAAUAAGUGGUCGUGACCAGACUGCACAGAACUCGUUGACAGCAGAUCGUCUCGACGAUACUCAAAAGAACAAAAGAGAUUUGAUAGCGCCUGUUGCUAUUCCACAACAACCCCGUAGCCCAGUAGUCAGGGAGUCAAGCUCGCCAACACGCUAUCCUGGCAGACCAAGUUCACGCAAUCGAUUCGUGUCAACCAUUGUCGAAGAUUCUGUUGCUGGUGAGCCCUCUUCCCCACCCCCGGCACCACGAUCGGGGAGCGCUAGCAGUCUGCGAAGCUCCAGUUUCGUAACACAGCAGCAUCCACCUCUUCCAUCUGAUCAUAGGGAUAUUAUUGCGAAAGCAAGCUCCGAGGCCAGUUCGCCGACAAGAAAGGAUAGUCCAAUCAAGCAGGGUGGUGUUAUGGGCCCACCUGUCAUGCCAGCCUCAGCCAUGCGCCGGUCUAGAACACCUACCGGAUCGGUACGAACGGCAGAAAAGGUCGCUGGCAAGCGUCCUAUGAAUGGCGGUCGGGUUUCGCGUCGAUCAUCUGUGUCGUCAUUUGCUUCUGAGCUUGAUGAGAGAUUCAACAUUCGCACACAGCAACAAGCUAGCGCUUUCGAGCCUGGACCAGGGACAGAUCCACGCAUGAUACAGGCCAUCACGCAAACGAUGAUUGGUGAGUAUCUCUGGAAGUACACACGCAAGGCUGGAAGCAAAGAAAUGUCUGCUACACGACAUCGUCGGUAUUUCUGGGUACAUCCUUACACGAAGACGCUUUACUGGUCUGACCAGGAUCCUCAGACUGCUGGAGGAAGCCAACUCAAGGCGAAGAGUGUGCAAAUCGAAAGUGUUCGUGUCAUUACUGACGACAAUCCCAUGCCACCUGGGCUGCAUAGAAAGAGUCUAGAGGUGACAACGCCUGGAAGAAAGAUUAAAUUCACUGCUUCGACGGGACAACGGCACGAGACAUGGUUCAAUGCAUUGAGCUAUCUGCUACAUCGCAAUGAGGACCAUGUCCGAACAGGCGAAGAGGCGGUGAACGGCAACGACAUCACACAGGAAGAUAUUGCCGAGUUCAGCGUGAACGGUUAUGGCGCCCGACUUGUGCCCAAUGACAGCAGAAUGAGUAUGUCAAGCUACAAUUCAAGGACGACGAAUGGGACCCAACGACGACUCAGACAAUCACUGCCAGCUGGAAUGGCGGCAACAUCUCCUACUCGUCAGAUACCUCCAGGACAGUCGUUGAGCGGUCAGACGAACAACGACACCCUUCGUGCAAGCCAUCUCGAUGCUCCCACUGACAAAGAUCGCACGCUUCGAGCAAGUAGUAGAUCUAGGAUAUCGAAAAUGAUCGGCUCGGUUGCAGGCAGAUCUCGACCUGACGCGUCAGGUGUAGCUGGGUCAUCUUCGCAGCCACGCGAAAACAGUAGUAUCUACAACGCCAGUAUAGUCAGUGAUGGUAGAAAGGCGGAGGAGGAAGAAGCCAGACGAAGGCGUGAGCAUAUAGAGCAGCCUGGAAUCGAGGAUGUUCGGGCUUGCUGUGAUGGUCAGCACCACGUCGGAGAUCUGAACCACCACCAAUCCACAACCGCAUCCGUGCAACACCGCGUUAGUAACGCGAUCAACCGAAGCAUGAAUCGGCGGACCUAG